CUUAUGUAAAACAAUCGUGCAAGAAAUCCGUUUGACAUUGUAUAAUAAUUAAUAAUGGCCCAGUUGAUCAAUUUUAAGUCCUAUAAAAACAAGCAGCAUUCAAGGUUUUGGAACUUUGUGUGGUUCAGCCAACAUGUGGAAGUUGGUUCUUCUCGGCUCACUCCUCAUCUGCAUCGGCCAGACACUGGCCGAAGUUACCGAAAAAUCCCAAUAUACGACCAAGUACGACAAUGUGGACAUAAACGAAGUGGUACACAACGAGCGUCUGCUGAAGAACUACGUCAACUGUCUACUGGACCGAGGCCCUUGUAGUCCAGAUGGCCUGGAGCUGAAAAAAAACAUGCCGGACGCAAUUGAAACCGACUGCAGCAAAUGCAGCGACAAACAGCGAGAAGGUUCGGAAGCGAUGAUGAGGUUCCUGAUUGACAACAAGCCGGAGUAUUGGAACCCGUUGCAGGAAAAGUACGACCCGACUGGCAGCUACAAGAAGCGUUAUUUGGAUGCCAAGAAGGCCGAAGUUGCAAUCCAGCCUGCGGAAAAAACUCCUUAAGCUGCGUAAUCUGGAUAGCACAGUUAGCGAAGAAUAUAAUAAAUCUUAAAAUCAGG
Molecule: messenger RNA, 606 nt
Organism: Dendroctonus ponderosae (mountain pine beetle)
Lineage: Eukaryota; Metazoa; Arthropoda; Insecta; Coleoptera; Curculionidae
Product: ejaculatory bulb-specific protein 3
Exons: 3
Coding region: 134-550 (138 amino acids)
Source: RefSeq, a predicted model, not a curated record